Papaver somniferum (opium poppy) is the source of this 1609-nucleotide messenger RNA. Its product is annotated as PTI1-like tyrosine-protein kinase At3g15890. Lineage: Eukaryota; Viridiplantae; Streptophyta; Magnoliopsida; Ranunculales; Papaveraceae. The transcript has 4 exons. The record is from RefSeq and is a predicted model, not a curated record. Gene Ontology annotation, biological process: protein phosphorylation. Gene Ontology annotation, molecular function: ATP binding; protein kinase activity. Bases 227 to 1357 code for a protein of 376 amino acids.
CGAAUAAAAACAAUAACUACUGUGUUGAACAGAAAAACUACCCGGAGAGACUCUGGUUGGCUCUCUUCUCUCUCUUCUGUGCCAUCACUUUCGCCACCCCUAAUAUGUCUGCUUCCAUUGUAACCGUUACGAUUCCCCUCUAAAGAAAGUCUCCUUCAUCUCUCUCAACACUCAACUAGAAGAAGAAGAGGAAAAAACCCGAUUUGGAUCAGUAAGACUAAGAGAUAUGGCUUCAUUUGCUAAGUUGUGUUGUGGAAAAAGUACAUCAAAUCGGAAAGACAAGGGAAAGAAAACAGUAAGGUGGAGGAUAUUUUCUUUGAAGGAAUUACAUUCAGCUACAAACAAUUUUAAUUAUGAUAAUAAGCUUGGAGAAGGUGGAUUUGGUAGUGUUUAUUGGGGACAAUUAUGGGAUGGAUCUCAGGUUCACAUCCAAUGUCUUCUGCAGAUUGCUGUGAAAAGGCUAAAGGUCUGGAGCACCAAAGCCGAUAUGGAAUUCUCUGUCGAGGUUGAGAUAUUGGGCAGAGUCCGGCACAAGAAUCUAUUGAGUUUAAGAGGUUACUGUGCUGAAGGACAGGAGCGGCUUAUUGUGUAUGAUUACAUGCCUAACUUGAGUUUACUCUCCCAUCUUCAUGGACAGCACUCUGCAGAAUACUUACUUGACUGGGAGCGGCGUAUGAAUAUCAUAAUCGGGUCUGCAGAGGGCAUUGCCUAUCUUCACCACCAUGCUGUGCCACACAUAAUUCACAGAGACAUCAAAGCAAGCAAUGUCUUACUUGAUUCAGAGUUCAACGCCAAAGUUGCUGAUUUCGGAUUUGCAAAGCUCAUUCCUGAUGGAGCAACUCAUGUGACCACAAGGGUAAAGGGUACCCUUGGCUACCUCGCACCUGAAUACGCAAUGCUGGGGAAAGCAUCUGAGAGCUGUGAUGUUUACAGCUUUGGAAUACUAUUACUAGAGCUUGCUAGUGGGAAAAAACCAAUAGAGAAGCUAAAUCCGACUACCAAACGAACAAUCAUUGAUUGGGCCCUACCUUUGGUUCGCCAGCGGAAAUUCGAUGAAGUUGCUGACCCAAAACUGAACGGGAACUAUGUGGAAGAGGAACUCAAGAGGGUGGCCAUUGUUGCACUUGUGUGUACUCAAAAUCAACCUGAAAAAAGACCGAACAUGCUCGAAGUGGUAGAUCUUCUAAAAGGAGAAUCUAAAGAGAAAUUAUCAGAUUUGCAAAAUGAACAGAUAUUCAAGGAAGAACCUUUGGCUGGUUUCCAAGAUGGGUUAUCAAGUGUUGACGAUAAAUCGGAUUUAAUCUCUGAGGAACAGGAUUCAAAAGAGGAGGUGAAAGAUGUGGCUCACUCUGCAUAGGAGGGCAUCAAAUAUUGUUGAAACCAAAAGCUCAGUAAAUAUUUAGUGUUUGGACAAGGAGGCAUUGAUUUAAACUCUUUGUUUGUUUGUUUUUCCUUCUUUCUCUUUUGUGAUUUUGAGUGGUAUUUUAUUGUUUCACCCUACUUAACCAAACAGGGGUUUUAGUUAUGUAAAAUGUAGUCAUUGUGAGAUCAAUAUGUUUCACUUCAAAUUUAUGAUUCCAGUUGAAAAAGGCUUCUCUGCUUGUGUUAA